Diplodia corticola is the source of this 1908-nucleotide messenger RNA. Its product is annotated as acetolactate synthase. The coding region runs from base 1 to 1908 and encodes 635 amino acids. The transcript is spliced from 3 exons. Gene Ontology annotation, biological process: L-valine biosynthetic process. Gene Ontology annotation, cellular component: acetolactate synthase complex; mitochondrion. Gene Ontology annotation, molecular function: flavin adenine dinucleotide binding; thiamine pyrophosphate binding; acetolactate synthase activity. NCBI's taxonomy places the organism in Eukaryota, Fungi, Ascomycota, Dothideomycetes, Botryosphaeriales, Botryosphaeriaceae. The record is from RefSeq and is a predicted model, not a curated record.
AUGCAGUCCUACACCGUGGCCGAUGUCUUCCUCGAGAGCCUGGCACAGUCUGGCGUCGACUACCUUUUUGCCGUGCUCGGCUCCGACCAUCCCAGCAUCAUCGAGGCGUAUCGACGACGGCAAGAAGAGGGCAAAGCUUGGCCGCAGCUCCUGAUUUUUCUACACGAGUUCGUCGCCCUCUCCGCCGCCGACGGCUUCGCCCGCCUCACCAAGCGCCCGCAAUGCGUCCUCGUCCACGUCGACGUCGGCACCGCCGCCCUCGGCCAAGGCCUGCACAACGCGUCGUCGGGGCGCGCCCCCGUCCUCGUCUUCGCCGGGCAGGCCCCCUUCACGCACCGCGGCGAGCUGCCGGGGUCGCGCACCGAGCACGUGCAGUGGUACCAGGACGUGCCGCACCAGCACGCGCUCGUCGCGCCCUACGCGCGCCUCGCCGCCGAGCUCAAGCACGCCGCCCACGCGGCGCGGCUCGUCCGCCGCGCCCUCGCCCGCGCCGUCGCCGCCAGCCCCGGCCCCGUCUACCUCACCGCCACCCGCGAGGUGCUCGCCAUGCCUGCGCCGGCGCCGCGUCCAAAACACUCCUCAUCCACCCCCUCUAAUUCCUCCACCCCCUCAUCCAUGACGCCCUCCCCCCCCUCCUCCACCCUCGCCGGCGCCCUCCCCCCCACCCCCCUCCGCGCCCUUUCCCUCGCCCUCCUCACCGCCCGAGCACCCCUCGUCAUCACCGGCUACCUCGGCCGCAGCGCCGCCGCCGUCGCCGCCCUCGUGCGCCUGGCCGACUCGAUCCCCGGCCUGCGCGUCUGCGACGCAGAGUUUCGCGAGAUGUCGUUUCCGGCGACGCAUCGGGCGUGCGUGCGCGGCAGGGCGACGGGCAAGGGCGGGGCGAGGGGGGCGAUGGCGGAGGCGGAUGUGGUGGUUUUGGCGGAUGUGGAUGUGCCGUUUGUGCCUGGGAAGGGGAUGGGAUUGCUGGAGGGGAGGAGGAGGAAGAGGGUGUGGCGGGUGGAUUGCGAUGCGGAGAAGGCGGGGAUGGUGGAUCCGGGGGGUUUUGGCUUGUUUGGGGAGGGCGACGACGAGGAGGGGACGACGUGGCAGGCGGAUGUGGGGGCGGUGCUGGAGCAGGUGUGCGACUGGGUGGAGCGGGAGGAGGAGGCGCGGGCGGUGGUCGAGGCGCGGAAGGAGGAGUUUGCCGCGAGGUGGGAGGAGUUGGGGCGGCGGCACGAGGAGGCCGAGGCGGUGCUGAGGGAGAUGGCGGCGCCGAGGGCGGACGGCCGGUUGUCGGCGGCGUUUUUGUUCAGGGCGUUGAGGGAGGGCGUGCCCGAGGAUGCCAUCUGGGUGAGUGAUGUCGUGACGAAUCAGGUCACCUUGAGCGAGCAGUUGGGGUUGGAGGUGCCGGGGACGAAUUUCACGAAGGGGGGCAGCGGGUUGGGGUGGAGCGGGGGCGCGGCGGUGGGGAUCAAGAUCGCGACGGAGCUGUACGAUACGAAGAGGGAGAGGCCCUGUGUGAAUCGGAGGGAGGGCGGUCGCGAUGGCAAGGGGAGGUUCAUCUGCAGCAUUACCGGUGAUGGUGCGUUCGUCUUCGGCGCCCCGUCGGCCGUCUACUGGGCUCAGCACCAGCAUCAGACGCCGUUUUUGACCGUCAUCGUCAACAACGGCGGGUGGAAGGCCACGAGGUCCUGCAUCAACGAUGUGCAUCCGGAUGGGUUGGCGGCGAAGACGUCGGAUCGCGAUCUGGGCAUCGAUUUGCGGGGCAACGGACCUGAUUAUUUGGGUAUUGCAAAGGCUGCCGCCGGAGGAAAUUUGGUCACGGAAAGGGUAGACAAGGUUGAUGAUCUGAAGGGGGUUAUUUCCAAGCUGGUCAAAGUCGUGGAGGAGCAAAGAGUGGGAGCCGUUUUGGAAGCCGUAAUUGUUUAA